GGUUACGGGUACACACUUACAUUUUGCUUUUUAUGCUAUGCACUGAGGAUGGCAUUACUAUCUCUAGUGCCAUCGCCAUGGUAUGUAGUUUUGAUAGAAGUUGUUUUGCAAGGGCCAUCAUUUGCACUUUGCUUGGCAACAAUAGCUACGUAUGCGAAUGUAAUAUCACCACCUGGUACAUCAGCUACUGUUCAAGCAAUUGCGUCUGGCAUGAAGGAUGGUCUCGGAUAUGCGAUUGGUAGUUUUUUUGGUGGUUUCUUAUUUAAGAAUGUUGGUGGUCGAAUAGCUCUAAGAAUAUAUUCAGGACUCGCAGCACUUGCUGCUUUAGUGUACAUUACACUUUAUAUUUUAUACUUAAAACAUGCAACGCUAUCAUUAGACGUACGAAAUAACGUUGAAUGGAGAAAACCUGACGAUGCACGAAGAGAAUGUGUUGUAGAUGAAAUGUAAUGCAUGUUUUAUAUAUGUACAUGUUAUAUUUAUAUAUGUACCUUCUUCAUAAAUA
Molecule: messenger RNA, 505 nt
Organism: Wasmannia auropunctata (little fire ant)
Lineage: Eukaryota; Metazoa; Arthropoda; Insecta; Hymenoptera; Formicidae
Exons: 3
Coding region: 49-450 (133 amino acids)
Cellular component (GO): membrane
Source: RefSeq, a predicted model, not a curated record